UAAGCAACCUUCGAAGAAGAUUGACAGCAACUUUAGUUGAUUCAUUCGAAGAAAACUUUAAAGAAGGGUCAAGUUGUAUUUGUUGCUGGUCAGCUGCGAGGUGUUUAAUUCAGAAGAGCAGUAUCACAGUUUAAGACAGUUCUCUGAUGGCUGCCAGCCAGAAGCGUAUUAAUACAAUGCGCUGAAAAGUUGCUUUAGAGUCAGCGAUGUGUUCUUUUUAAUACAUUUUGGGGAAGUUGCAGCAAUGCCGGACGUGGAACCCCUCAGAUUCCCAUCCAGGGAAGGACGACCAAGUCAACAAGAUCAAGUAGAUCUUCAAGCUGUUUGCUCUGGUAGACGUCGCACCUGUGCUUUGCUCAACAGUCCUUCACCAUGGGUCAACAGCAUUAUCUACCAUAUCCAAGAGAUUAAGAUGACAGUGGAAAACAGGUGUCAGCAGUCUGGAAGAUAUCAAUCACAAGCUAAAUACAGCAAAACUUUAAGAUUUCAAUCCAGAGACUCAGAUUCUGACUCUGUGAUGUCUACAGAUUUGUAUGUUGAAGGCUUUGCAAUUUGUGCAAGAGAAAGUUGUCCAUUAUCUCCACUACUGAAGAAAAUAAAUGAUGUCCUCAGCGAGGUUGUGUAUCUGAUUGAGCGGCUGGAGGCUGAUCGGCAGCAUGCAGAGGAAGCCCUGCUUAAAGAGAAAAAAAGGAAGAGGUUUUUGGAGAGCAAAGUGGACAGUAUUUCACUGUGGAGGCAAAAAGAGCAUGCUUAUGUUGUGCAGAAAGAACACGAGGCUUGCAUUAGAGAUAUCACUGAAUUAAAGUGGCAGCUGAAAGUGGAAAGAGAGAAACUUGACCAAGCCCGAGAGAAACUGUCACACACCGAGGGGUUGAAUCAGCGCCUACACAAGGACAUCAGUUUUGCCAAAAAACAAGUUCCAAUUGUGAAGGAAAAAAUCGACCUCCAGAAAGACCUCGUAAAUGAGAUUGACGCUAAACAAGCGGAGGCUAAUGACGUUCGCUCAAAAAUACAGCAUGAUCUCCUGUUAGCCCAGAAUAGGUUUAAAAACAUGGAGCUGGCUGCUAAAAAAGAGAAGAUAUCAGCAGACCAAGAGCUACUGGCACUGAAGAAUACUCUGGCAAAAAAACUGGAAAGUUUAAAUCAGUUGAAGAUGAUGGAUGAUGGUCUACAUGAUGAAAUAAAGGAUGCUGAAAAGACCAUUGCUCUUGCAGAAGAGAAGUGUGCACUUAUAACUCAGUGUAUCCCUGAGAUGAUGGAGCUAGAGAAAACUGAAACCGACACAAUUGCACAGUUAAAUGUUCAAAUUGAGGGUGAAAUACAUACGAAUAAGAAGUUACAAGAAAAACUAAUUUCCCUGCAAGAAGAUAUUGCGAAAACUAAACUGAAUGGGGAAGCAGAAGUAUCCCGCAUAGAAGAACAACUUGAAUCAAAACGCAAAACUUUUGCAGCUCUCCGUAAAGAAAACAUGCAGUAUGAACAGAGUGUGGAAAACUACAAGACAAAAAUUUUGGAGAGCGAGAAAGCAGUGAAGCAGAUGUGUGAGGAGAGGAAACAGAUGCUCCAGAAAAUCAGUGACAAUGACGAGAAGUGGGAAAGGGCCGAGGAAGAAGUGACCCAAGUUGUAUCCCGGCACAGUGUCAUUCAGGCUGAGCUCGAAGAACAAGAGCAGCUAACCUUCGCAGAGAAAGAGAGGGCCAGGACAGAGAUUGAAAACCUGAGGAAAGACCUGACAGGUCAGAGGACUACCCUGGAACAACUUAAGACUCAGUGUGCAGAUCUCGAUGAGCAACUUAAACAACAGCAAAGGAAAUCAAUGCUGACGAAUCAGCAACUUCAGAAAGAAUUUGAAGAUGCAUCCUCAGUGACAAAAGCCCUGGAGACAAAAAUGGAGGAAAUUAAAAAUAUGAUAGACAAUUUGGAAAGCAUUUCAUGUGAACACAGGAAGACAUUAAUCAACCUUAAGAAUGAGAAAGACCUCCAACGCGAUCAUCUGAAAGCUGCUCAGGAUUUACACAGCGCUGCUAUACAGAAAUAUGAUGACACCGUGGGAAGGAUCAGUGACCUUAUGAAUAAAAGUGAGGAAUACCGGGAUGCUUCAGAUAAAAUGGAAAAAAUAGCUGAAAACAUCCCAGAAGUCAUAGCAGAACUUCAGAGUGUUUUUGAUGUGCUGGAGUUCAGAAACAAAUCAGCUGCUCUCAUUAUGAGCACCUUGCAGUUUGAUAUUAAUAACUGCCAACAACGAACACAGCGAUCCAUGCAGACACACACCGCUCAUGUUACAGCAAGAAAAAAGCAAAUGGAAGACACCAAGGAAGCACUUAAAAUUGCGCUAAAGGAAAACAAACAGCUGGCAAGCCGGUAUGAAGACCUUAGGAAGAUUCUCAUGGAGGCCAAACAGGAGUCUGUGUCUGCACUGAGUGAGAAAAACAGCGCACAUAAAUCUUUUCAUUACUACACACAGCUCUCUUUGUUGCAGAAGAGGAUGCACAAAGCUUUGGUGAAAUACUUCAAACAACGCAGCCUCUACAGCCAGGCUGAACUGGACCGGUGCCAGGCUCUUUCUCAAGAGACCGACUGGAAAAUAAAAACAGCCCAGGAGGAGAUGUCAGAGGAAAGCGAACUUAUCUCAGCCUUCCUACAAUCCUUGACAGAUGACUCUACUACCGCUGAUGAUGCUACGGGGUGAACAAACAAGCCAAUCCAGAUGCCGCUGGAUCCAAUGAGUAGAUGCCUUCAGUUCAAAUAGCAGUGUAAUUGGACAUUCACCUGUACCAGACAACUUACUUACCCUAGCACGCUUCACUAUUCCCCCCUCUUUACUUGCAGCAAAUCCAUAACAAUGAAACAGGUGACUUUCAUGCUGCUGUCAGGACUGAUCUAAUUUUAGCUGGGUGAAUGAUUGCAAUUGGCUUUGCCUCAUCAGAUAAUUAAUCUAUGUCACCAUUAAUUGGAAAAGAGAAUAAUUACAGGCAGUGUUGACAGAAAUUCUACGCUUCUCCAGAUCCCAAGAUCUAAUUACAACUAGUGAAACCCCAUGACCUUAACUAGCACUUAGUACACCUUGGCCACCUUGACCAUGCCCAUGCGAAGCCCGUCGUCUCUCCAAAGAAUCUAUUUUUUGUUAUUGCAGCCCACACUCUUCUGCUCUCUUCACUCACUGAAAGCUGUCUCCCUCAAUCACUUUUCAAUAUUCAAUCUUAAUUUUGUGGAAGUUUAGCAUUUUCAAUGAGCUGGAGAUGAAUGAUUAAUGAAUAAAUUUAAAUGCUUCA
Messenger RNA from Haplochromis burtoni (Burton's mouthbrooder), 3272 nucleotides. Its product is annotated as coiled-coil domain-containing protein 178. The record is from RefSeq and is a predicted model, not a curated record. The transcript is spliced from 20 exons. The coding region runs from base 245 to 2689 and encodes 814 amino acids. Lineage: Eukaryota; Metazoa; Chordata; Actinopteri; Cichliformes; Cichlidae.